Nerophis lumbriciformis (worm pipefish) is the source of this 1860-nucleotide messenger RNA. Lineage: Eukaryota; Metazoa; Chordata; Actinopteri; Syngnathiformes; Syngnathidae. The record is from RefSeq and is a predicted model, not a curated record.
AUGGCAGGCCGACAAAGAUCUUAUUCACUCAAGGAAGCCAUUGAAAUGGUUUGCCUUCCCGAUGGUGCUUUAUCAGAGACGGAAUCCAUUUCAGACGAUGAAAUUGGUGAUCCAGAUUUUGUUGAACCUGCUGAAGCAUACGAGUCUGACUUCAGCCUUGACGAUGAUGAGUUACUGGGAGCAAUAGCAAUACCUAAUCCAAACACACUUCAUGUUGAAAUUCAUAACGUACAUGCAGACAAUGACACUGGGGUCCAAGAUAAUGAUGAACCUCAACCCGGCCCAGCUCCAGUGAACAAAGUUUUUUCUUGGAGGCAGAGGAAACCCCCAGCAGCUGACGUAGACCCUUCAUUCCAAGGACCUGCAUUCUCACCUCCACCAGAUGAAAUACCAAGUCCAAAGUGGUAUUUUGAUCAGUUCAUGGACGAAUCCGUGUUUAAACUUAUUUCUGACCAAUCAAACCUGUAUGCAGUUAUGAAGAAUGGCCCAGAACUAAAAACAACCCCUUCUGAAAUGGAGCAAUUCAUUGGUUUACACAUAUUGAUGACAGUAGUACGUAUGCCAUCGUACCGCAUGUACUGGCAGACAACGACACGCUACGACCCAAUCGCAACUGUCAUGGGACGUAAGCGAUUUGAUAAUCUGCGAACGUACAUCCAUAUGAACGACAAUACCAAUGUGAAGCAAAAGGGUGAGCCUGGAUACGAUCCGUUGUUCAAGGUGCGACCAGUCCUUGAGAAAGUCCGUGCAAACUGUUUGAAAGUUGAACCGGAAGAAAACCACUCCAUUGAUGAGCAGAUGAUCCCCUUCAAAGGAAAAAUCGGAAUGAAACGAUAUAUCAAGAACAAGCCGAAAAAAUGGGGAAUCAAGGUCUUUACUCGUGCAGGUGUCACUGGAUUAGUCUAUGACUUUGAAGUAUACACUGGAAAAGGGACCCUACCCAAUGAGCGUGGACUCUGUAUCGCAGGUGAAGUUGUGCUUCGUCUCGUAUCGGAUGUUCCGAAAGGACUUAACUACAAGUGCUUCUUCGACAACCGGUUCUCGUCACCUGAACUCAUUGUGGACCUGAAGAAAAUGGGAAUUCUAUCAGUCGCUACCAUCAAUCGAAACCGUCUACAUGGAUGUCCCCUCAAAAGUGACAAGGAACUUUCAAAGGCUGGGCGUGGUGCAUAUGAAGUGAAAUAUGAGAUGACAAGUGGGAUGGCAAUCGUGAAGUGGUAUGAUAACAAAGCAGUGUUACUGGCAUCGUCCUUCGUUGGCCCUGAUCCUGUUGAUAGAUGCAGAAGGUGGUCAAAAGAGAAGAAGGAAUAUGUGGAAGUGGACAGACCCCACAUUGUCAAGGUGUACAAUAACAACAUGGGAGGAGUUGACUUGGCAGACACGUUUGCUGCACUUUAUCGCGUUGAAUUCCGCCCAGGUCGUUGGUAUCUGCGCAUCUUGUACUAUUUGAUUGACCUAUCGCUGGUCAACGGCUGGCUCCUUUACCGCCGUCAUCUCACCCAGAAGCAAGAGAAGAAGUAUAUGCCGCUUCUUGACUUCCGCGCUCAAGUUGCGGAUGCCCUCAUCAAGGUUGGCAAACGGGCUAACUUGAACAGUCGAAAAAGAGGACGACCGUCAUCGGAAGAGGCUCCAGAACGCAGUCGAGGUGCCACAUCUUCACCUCCAGGUCAGAGGAUCAGUCCUCCAUCAGUUGAGGUCAGACUAGACCGAUUCGAUCAUUUUCCCAUCCAUGCUGAUAAACGUGGACGAUGCAGAGUGUGCAAGAAUGGCUACACGCAAAUGGCCUGUCGGAAGUGCAGAGUACUUUUGUGCUUUACAAAGAACAAACAUUGUUUCUUGGACUACCACACGAAGAGGUGA